This is a messenger RNA of Nelumbo nucifera (sacred lotus), 1514 nucleotides long. RefSeq names its product Sec-independent periplasmic protein translocase (gene APG2). Gene Ontology annotation, biological process: protein transport by the Tat complex; intracellular protein transmembrane transport. Gene Ontology annotation, molecular function: proton motive force dependent protein transmembrane transporter activity. The record is from RefSeq and is a predicted model, not a curated record. Lineage: Eukaryota; Viridiplantae; Streptophyta; Magnoliopsida; Proteales; Nelumbonaceae. Gene Ontology annotation, cellular component: membrane; TAT protein transport complex.
UAUGGAAUCGUGAUUCUCUUUUUUUGGUAUGCUAUUCAAAUCCAGAUUGAAGGUCCAAUUAUCCCUUUCCAUGCCAUUUCGACGGUUGGGCUGAACUGCUGGAGAGUCUCGGUAUUAGAGAUGGGAAGCACAGCUGCUUUGAAUCCUUUGAUCUCUCAUUUGCAGCUUAAUAACCGCUGCUUUAACCGUCUUAGUUCGAGCGCGAAACGAAGCACUUCUUUGCAAAUCAACAGAGGAAAAGCUGGGUUUCGGAUUUCAGAGAGGCUCGGCCGGAAAAGGUUCGGUCGAGUUGUUUGCUUUGCUGUAGAAGAUGUGGAGGAGCAACAGAAGCAGUUGGGUGGUGUUGGCUCAGCUAUUGAAGAAAGACCAGUUGUAGAUGUGGCAGAUAAAUUGAAUGAAGAAAUUAUUGAAAAUGUGAACCAAGAUGACAAAGAUAGUGCCCUUUAUAAUUUCCUUUAUCCUAACAAAGAAGAACUCCCAGAUGAUAAAGAGAUGACUCUAUUUGAUCAUCUAGAGGAGCUGCGCGAGAGAAUCUUUGUAUCUGUUCUGGCAGUUGGAGCUGCUAUUUUAGGAUGUUUUGCUUUUUCAAAGGAAUUGAUAAUGCUUCUUGAAGCUCCUGUUAGUUCACAAGGUGUUCGCUUUCUGCAGCUUGCACCGGGAGAAUUUUUCUUUACAACGUUAAAGGUAUCUGGAUACUGUGGAAUUCUUUUAGGGAGCCCUGUCAUUCUCUAUGAGAUCAUAGCUUUUGUUCUUCCUGGUCUAACAAGGGCAGAGAGAAGGUUUCUGGGGCCAAUUGUUUUAGGCUCCUCUGUACUUUUCUAUGCUGGUGUUGUCUUCUCCUACUGGGUUCUCACUCCUGCAGCCUUGAACUUCUUUGUUAACUAUGCAGAAGGAGUGGUUGAAUCUUUAUGGUCCAUUGAUCAGUACUUUGAGUUUGUACUGGUACUCAUGUUCAGUACAGGACUGUCUUUUCAGGUUCCAGUUAUACAACUUCUACUGGGGCAACUUGGUCUAGUUUCAGGAGACCAAAUGCUAUCAAUUUGGAGAUACGUUGUGGUUGGUGCUGUUGUGGCAGCUGCGGUGCUCACGCCAUCAACUGAUCCUUUAACUCAGAUUUUGUUGGCGGGUCCCCUGUUGGGUCUCUACUUGGGUGGUGCUUGGAUGGUAAAGCUUAGUGGGCGUUAAUUAAUAUUAUGUCAUGGCAGCAUAUGAAAGCUCCUUUGCGUAAUUACUAAAACACGGAUUGUUCACAUGGCUGCCAAGAGGAUGUAUAUUGAGUCACGAAGAGAGAAGGGAAAAACAAGGGUGGGAAAUUACCCAUCUCCACCCUCUGUUUCACUCAUACUUUGUAACAAGUUCGAUCACAUCACCAACUCGCUAUAUUCAAAUUACUUUGUUCCUUGCCCCGUCAUCCCUUGAUGUAUCUAUUAGCUAGAAUGCAAGUGGUGAUUGGUCAUGGACAUCUUAGCUAUGAUUAUUCUUUUUUCUAAUUCAGAUUACUAUACUUCAUUCCA